Molecule: messenger RNA, 165 nt
Organism: Parastagonospora nodorum SN15
Lineage: Eukaryota; Fungi; Ascomycota; Dothideomycetes; Pleosporales; Phaeosphaeriaceae
Exons: 2
Coding region: 1-165 (54 amino acids)
Source: RefSeq, a predicted model, not a curated record
AUGCCCUUGUUGGUUUUCAGUGAUGGCCAGCGUUUCCAACUCGACUUACCGACGAAGUCGGCAGUCAUUCAAUCUACCGGUGGCUUAGCUGUGGAUCUUGCCGUGGGUAGAACAGUACAAAAGGAUCCCUAUAUCUCCAACGAACUGAAGAGCCCUGGAUCCUGA